UGCAUGUGUAUAAUUCUGGUUCCCGGUACGUGUAUGUGUGUGGCUGUCUCACGUCGAGUAAGAAAUUUGCUCGUGCCCGCAGUUUGCCGUUUGCCGUUUUUCGCCUUGUGUGGUGUGUCUUGUGUGUUCUGCUCAGAGCCUAUUGAAAUCCCGCUCCGGAAGCAGUCGACGAGUAGCAUCCGCAACAUCGAACCCAGAUUCCGGUCAGAAUUCGCAGUCCCGGACCAGAGGCGAUAAUCCACGGUCAGCAGCUGAGGAAGAAGAAGAAGCCGAAGAAGAGGAAGAGUUGAAGAGGAGCAGCAGCAGCAGCCUUGCAGAGAUGCCUUCCAGCGAUCCCCUGCCGCCCAAGGAGGGUGCGCUCUUCCGGAAGCUACUUAAAUGCUACGAACUGAAGCAGUACAAAAAUGGCCUUAAGCUGGCCAAGCAGAUCCUCUCCAAUUCCAAGUACACGGAGCACGGUGAAACUUUGGCCAUGAAGGGUCUGACCCUUAACGGACUGGGCCGUCGGGAAGAGGCCUAUAAGUAUGUGCGUCUGGGUCUGCGCAACGAUCUGCGCUCCCACGUCUGCUGGCAUGUCUACGGAUUGUUGCAGCGCAGCGACAAGAAGUACGACGAGGCCAUCAAGUGCUAUCGCAAUGCUUUGAAGUGGGAGAAGGACAAUCUGCAGAUCCUCAAGGAUCUGUCGCUGUUGCAGAUCCAAAUGCGAGAUCUAGAGGGCUACAAGGAGACGCGCCACCACCUGUUCAUGCUGCGACCCUCGCAGCACGCUUCCUGGAUCGGCUUUGCCAUGAGCUACCAUCUGCUGCGCGACUUUGACAUGGCCAACAGCAUCCUGAAGACGUUCAUCAAGUCGCAGACUUCGAUUGAGGCGCACGACUACCGCCACUCGGAGCUGCUGCUGUACCAGAACCAGAUACUCAUCGAAUCGGAGCGUCUGCAGCAGGCGGUGGAUCACCUGACCAAGUACCAGUCGCAGAUCGUUGACAAGCUGGCCGUGCGCGAGACCAUGGGCGAUCUGUACAUCAAGCUGCAGCAGCAGGAGAAGGCGGUGCCGAUUUUCGAGUCCCUGAUCCGGCGCAAUCCGGAGAAUGUGCUUUACUACGAGCAGUACAUAGCCGCCCGCCAGGUGACUGAGUCCAGCGCCGUGGUGGCGAUCUAUCGUGUGUUCCAGGAGCAGUAUCCGCGCGCCCUUUGUCCCCGCCGCCUGCCACUGAACAUUGCCAUUGGCGACGAAUUUCGCGUCGUAGCCGAUGAGUACCUGCGCCGCGGCCUGCGCAAGGGCAUUCCGCCGCUUUUCGUCAACGUGCGCACGCUGCACCAAAUCCCAGAGAAGGCGGCCAUUAUUGAAGAGCUGACGCUGCAGUAUUUCGAGAACCUAACCCGUUCCGGGCACUUCUCUCGCGAGGAUGCCGACGCCGGGGUUCCUGUCGAGCCGGCCUCGGCGCUCGUCUGGACGGCACUGUUCCUGGCGCAGCACUACGACUACAUGCGCGACACCGAUCGCGCCCUCGAGUACAUCAAUGUGGCGAUCGACCAUACGCCGACUCUGAUUGAAUUGCUCAUCACCAAGGGUCGCAUCUUCAAGCAUGCCGGCGAUCCCGUCGAGGCUUACGUUUGGCUGGAGGAAGCUCAGAGCAUGGACACGGCGGAUCGCUACAUCAACUCGAAGUGCGCCAAGUACAUGUUGCGCGCCAAAAUGGUGCAGGAGGCCGAGGAGAUCUGCGCCAAGUUCACGCGCGAGGGCGUCUCCGCCAUGGACAACUUGAACGAGAUGCAGUGCAUGUGGUUCCAGACGGAGUGCGCCCUGGCCUACCAGGACAUGGGUCGCUGGGGCGAGUCGCUGAAGAAGUGUCACGAAGUGGAGCGCCACUUCGCCGAGAUUGUCGAGGAUCAGUUCGAUUUUCACACCUACUGCAUGCGUAAAAUGACGCUGCGCGCCUACGUGGGCCUGUUGCGGCUGGAGGACGUGCUGCGCCAGCACCCAUUCUACUUUAAGGCGGCCAAGUGCGCCAUUGAGGUGUACAUCCGUCUGUACGACAAGCCGCUCAAGUCGGAGACCACCAUUGAAGAGAUCGAUAUUGAAAACUUGCCCCCUUCGGAACUUAAAAAGCUGCGCAGCAAACAGCGCAAGGCCAAGAAGAAAGCCGAGCUGGAGAGUGCGCAGGCCGCACAGGCGCAGGUGAAGCGCGAGCAGCACCAGAAGUCGAAGCAGCAGGCGAACCAGGAGACCGAUCCCGAUGCCCCGCAGCUGGACGAGCUGGUGGCCGAGAAACUGGAGCGCACGGAUGAUCCGCUGGAGAAGGCCAUUGAUUUCCUAAAGCCGCUGCAGCAGCUGGCCAAGGAGCGCAUCGAAACGCACCUGCUGGCCUUCGAGGUGUACUACCGCAAGAACAAGCUGCUGCUCAUGCUGCAGUCGAUCCUGCGCGCCCGCGCCGUCAAUCCCGCGCACCCCGAACUCCACAGCUGCAUUAUUCGCUUUAUGAAGUCGUUGACCAGCGCUGCCAAGCAGCAGCCGUUCAAUGAGCACGUACAGAAGGUGCUGGACAAGGCUACCAAAGAACUGAUAGGCAGCAAGACGCCCCAGCAGCUGAACGACGAGUUCAUUGCCAAAAACAACGCUUCCAUACUGCAUUUAUACGAGGGCGCUCGCAGUCUGUACGAGUUGGACAAUAGUAAAAAGGCCGCCGCCAUCAAGUUGGUCACUAGCUUCAAUCUGAACAAGAUCAGGCUGGAGGAGGCCACCAAAAUCUACACAGCGUUGCGGGACGGCGAUGUGUUUGGCGAGUGCGAAGCGGAGGCCGCUCUUUACCAGCAGGCAUGCCAUGAACGCUUCCAGUACGCCCGCAUCUUUCGCAAUGUCGAGGAGCUGGAGGCCCAGCUGCAGGAAAAGGAGGCCGCCAAGCUGCGCGCCGAGGAGGAGCAGCAGCAGUUGAUUCACGUUGAUUCUAGUGAACCGGUGUCAGUUUUGGCCACGGCAGCGGCAGCGUCUUAGGACCAAACAAGACUGCUACUAAAUACCCACAACCGCAAUCGCAAUCGCAAGAAUAGCAACAACGGCAACAGCAACAGCUACAGCAACUACAGAUCGAUAUGCGGCAAUCAAUAACGAAGUGAAGCGAACCUAACUAACAACAAAACAAACAAUAUGAACCAGGAAUAAGCUUAGCUCUAUAAACAACGGCAACCACAAUAAAAUUCACUAUUAACAACAACAAACAAACAAACGAAAUGCUAUGAUGAACAGGCUGAGCCAAAAUCGCCAAAAGGCAAGGCCAAGUUUAGCGGAAGAGUUUCGGCAGACAUACAAUACAAUUGUCCAAGUUGGCACUGUUGUAGGAUUUUUAAAAUUGAAUCAAAUGUGGACCCUUGUUGACAACACACUCGCUGGCUUUUUUAAACAACAUUUAUUUUUUAUUAUUUUUAACGAUUCAAUGUACAUAUAAAGUCGUAAUUAAUUAUACGCAAAAUCAAAACCUUAAA
Molecule: messenger RNA, 3480 nt
Organism: Drosophila ficusphila
Lineage: Eukaryota; Metazoa; Arthropoda; Insecta; Diptera; Drosophilidae
Gene: Naa15-16
Product: N-alpha-acetyltransferase 16, NatA auxiliary subunit
Exons: 6
Coding region: 320-2992 (890 amino acids)
Biological process (GO): N-terminal peptidyl-methionine acetylation
Cellular component (GO): cytoplasm; NatA complex
Molecular function (GO): protein binding; protein-N-terminal amino-acid acetyltransferase activity
Source: RefSeq, a predicted model, not a curated record